UUAUGCAACUUCCAAAACACCAACCACACAACGCCAGUUUCCCUCUAGUCAUGAUGAAUUUUCUCUCCAGGUCUUUUGACAUUUAUCUAGACUAUAAUAAACUACUCUUUUGCGAAUUUAGCCGUAUGUAUCUCACCAAGCCUCAACACAACACCAUCAAUUUCCAUUUCCAUCACCGUCUAAUCACCAAUUCUAUUCAAAUUUACAAAAUCCGUUCCCUCAACAUUUUGAAAACAACCCAAUCAAUCCGUCGCCAAUUCAGCAAAGUUAUGAAUAUCCAAACAAUGCGAAUACUUUUGAAAAUUUUAUAGGCCCAUAUACAAAUCCAGCACCAACCCAGCAACAUCAAUUUCCGUCCAAUCACGAAAAGUAUUCCCUUCAGGUUUUUUAUUUUGGAUAUAUUC
Molecule: messenger RNA, 404 nt
Organism: Meloidogyne enterolobii
Lineage: Eukaryota; Metazoa; Nematoda; Chromadorea; Rhabditida; Meloidogynidae
Source: the annotation of a GenBank genome assembly